Magallana angulata is the source of this 3584-nucleotide messenger RNA. Its product is annotated as coiled-coil domain-containing protein 170-like. The transcript is spliced from 12 exons. NCBI's taxonomy places the organism in Eukaryota, Metazoa, Mollusca, Bivalvia, Ostreida, Ostreidae. Bases 105 to 2630 code for a protein of 841 amino acids. The record is from RefSeq and is a predicted model, not a curated record.
UGACUUGUUUUCGUGUUGCUAUGCAGGGCUAAUGGGAACGGAAAAUAUAUAACAACAGUGUUGAGGAAAGAAGAAAAGUGUUUUUAGUGUAAUUUUGUAAGAAAAUGGCAAGCUAUCUCAGGGAAGGGGAUCGUAGUGGACUACCAUCGAUACGAAAACAUGGAUUUUUAGAUACACAGCCCUCUCCAAGAAGAAUAACCACAAUAGAGCAUGAAUAUGUUCAUAGAGUUGGAUCUACAUCACCGGCGGCAAGAAUGUUGGCCUCUGAGUCCAGCCUUCAUCACCCCAGACCACCAUCGCCUAACCGUAGGCAAAUGACAGAGAUGCAGGAACAAAUUAAGAUAUUAAGAGAGGAAAAUCAGAAGAAAGAGUCUCUUAUUCAACAACUAUCAAGCAUGGAUGCAGUUCCCAAAGUUCACAUCAGGUCAUCUGCUGACACACUGAGGCACGAUACAAUAUACCUUGGUGAUCGCCAUGCAGUGGAAACUGCAAGGAGUGAACUAGCAGCCCUGCAAGUCAAAACUGACAAACUUAUCAUGCAGAUCAGAGAAAAUGAAGCUCAGUUAGAAUCAAAAGAAGUCAAAAUCAGAGAAUUAAAAUCCUUGUACGAAACCAGCAAAGAAAAUGAAUCUAAGCUCACAGCAAUGUUAGAGUCUUACAGGCAGCAAAUUCUAGAACUGGAGAGCAAAGCGGGAUCUUAUGAGACAGUUGUGGGCAGGAGUGAAUUCACCGUGUCUGAAUUACAGCGUCAAAUCAGGGACAGCAAUGAUAAAAUCCUAGAGCUGGAAUCUAGAAUUAGGAAACACCUUGAUGAGCGAGAAAGAACGGAAAUGAAUUUUCAGUCCAUGGAAAAGAAGUACUCAGAGGUCAUUUCUCAACUAUCCAGUAUAAUUACAGUUGAUGAAAUGUCCAGUGCUACAUUCACUGUGGAAGAAAUUGUCAGAAAGAUGACAGAUCUGGUUCAAGAAAAUGCUUUGUUGAAGGGUAAAAUUGUCACAUUGAAUGAAACAUUGAACAGCACACAACUGGAGAGCAAAGCUAGCAGAGAAACAAUAAUGAGAUUGGUAUCUGAGGUCGGCAAAGAGCAAAAGGUUGCCACCAGAUUCACGUCAGAGAUCGACAAUCUCAGACUGGAACGAGAUACUGCUAUAACAGAGAAGAGAAACAUGGAGCGAGAAAUGACCAUGAUGAAGGAAAGACUCGAUGCCAACAUGAGAGCCCUGGAGGCAGCAAGAGCAGAACUCGACCUUAAACAGUCUCGACUGAGCAGCCUGGACCGGGAGUACCGAGUUAAUUCGGAGGACAUUAGGAAGGUUCACACUGAGGCACAUCUUUUCAGGGAGCAGGUGGCGUCUGUUUUGUCCACUUUCGAUGAGAGGUGCGACAUCUCCAGUGAUUUCAUUUUGAACAGAAUCAAGACCAUUCUCCAAGAUAACAGAGAAUUGGUUGUGAAAGUGCAGUCUCUGGAAGAGAGAAUAAAGACCCUGACAGAACAGCUGGAGACCCAGUACGAGUUACACAAGACUGCAGCCCACCGGGCUCGCAAGGCAGAGAACGACCUGAUGAGUUACGAUGAACGACUACGCAGUGCAGAAGGAGAGCUGGCAGCUGGGGAUGUGCUCAGGGAUGAAUUCAAGACAGACAAAGAGAAAUACCUAAGGGCUCUGCAGAGAUUAGGAGAAAAAAUGAAGAUGGACAGGAUAUCCAUUGACCUUGGUCUCGACAUGACCAUUGAUGCUCUGAUUUCAAGAGCAGAACAGCUAGUCAAACUUGAACAAGACACCAUUGUAGACAAAUCUACCCACAUCUACAAUCUGCAGCGCAAGGUCAAGUCCCUCAAAGAACAGCUGGAGAGCAAAGAUCUUCACCUUGACCUUCUGAGGAAGAAGAUGACCAGCCUGGAGGAGAAACUCCUCGGAAAAACCGAGAUUGAGAAGGAGAGAGACACCGAGAGCUUCAGAAUCAGAAAGCUAGAGAAACUCAUCGAGAAAUUCAAGCUACAGAUCACAGACCUGAAACACGAGAACACCAACCUAAAAGCUCAACUUCUGGGGUCAAGUGAAAUCCAGAUGAGAACAAUGGAACAAAGAAAAGAAAUUGAGGAGCUGGUAGCUCAAGUGGACGAGCUGGAGAAUGUGAGGAAGAAGCAGUCUCAUAAAAUCAAGCAUCUGAAGGAUGAGGUGGAGAUGUCGAGUCAGCAGAACCAGGAGAAGCGGCUGGUGUCUGACAACGCGGUCCAGGCUCUCUCCAGCGAGCUCAGAACCAGCAAGAAUGCCCUGAACGCAAUACAGAACAGGGAAAAACAGCUUUUGGACUUCCGUAAUGUGGUCGCUAGAAUGCUUGGUCUUGACAUCAACACAUUAGCAGUGCCUGACUACGAGAUCAUCUCUCGCCUGGAGAAGUUGAUUCAGGCUCACCACACCCACGCCUUCAACACCAUGAGCAUGGAGGAAGCUCUCGCUGACAUGGAGGAUGGAUUUCUGAGUGGCUACGAAGACUAUCGACGAACACUAGGCAACACCGAGGCUUCCAAUUACCGUCACUCCCGUGAGCGAGUCAAGAGGAAAGCUGCUCGAUGCCGAGCACGCUCAAUGUCACCCACUCGCAAAGUUGACCCUAGAGUUUAUUGAGUUUAGGAUGUGUGAUGAAUCAAUCCAUAUUGAAUAACUUUAGCAAAAAACCCAAAGGUAGUCUCCCAGAUAUUAUAUAAUUGCUCCCUUAUGACAAUUUUUUAAAGAUGAGAAAAAAUGCAUCAUUACCUACCGGUAGAUAGAGGACUCCUUUUUGUGGAAGUAGACUUUCAAUUUUGGAAAAUAUUUUCAGAGUAACUUUUUGUAUUGAAAUAUCUUAGAAUUAAUAUACAUGUUUUAUCCAGAACCUACAAUUAACAAACGCUAUUCUUUACUCAAUCAAAUAUGAUUGUAGAUCAGUUUGGUUUUCAUUCCAUUAGUGUUUUUGUUUAAAGUAGUGUCAUACAUAUAUACCAAGAUAAUGCUUUUUUGAGGGAGACAUGAUAAAGUUUAUAAUGAGACAUCAUUAAUUAAUUCAUAUUAAUUGGAUUAUUUGUAGAUUUCUGAGAGUCUUGGUUCUUUUCUACCUUGUUAUAAGAUCUGGCUUUUAGGAUAUUGUUUACAUAUGUUAUGUUUUAAAUGUGCAAAUGUAUAGAUUUUAAAUGUCUGUGAUAAGCUGGUAUAUAUUAUAGAUGAUUUACAAGUUGGAUUUUUUGGUGGGAAGUUUCUGAUUUUAUUAUUUACAUCUGUCAAAUGUUAAUAUCAAAUCUUUUACUUGUAACAUUUCCCCCACUGUUAAUCAAAUUAUUAAACAUUAUGUAUGAAUGAAGGUGUUUCAGUGAAAACUGAGAGUCAGCUUGAACAAUUUCCUCAUAGAUUCCUUGCUCAUUCUGUCGUUUUUACAUUAUUUAGAUCUCUUACAAUGUUAUGUUAGCUGAGGUAUAAUUUAUAAAUGGUGGUUGAUAUGCUUUAUGUAGUGGUCAAUUAUGUGUCAAAUCCAUAUUGUACAUUUUGAUAAUGUACCGAUACAUCGUAAUAUUUAUAUAUUUCUUAAUAAAGCAACUGCCAGAAUAA